CAAAUUUCGUAAAUCGUAAUCUUACAGUUUUCCUUUGCUGGAAAUACUGGCUCAAAAAAGCCUAAUUUAAAAAUGAACUACACUGCUGAAAACUUCAGUUUAGGUACCACGACCUCCAGUAGCUUCUUCCCUUCCCAGCCUAUGGAUUUGAGCGGGAAACUCAUCAUAAAAGCUCAGUUAGGAGACGAUAUUCGUAGGAUUCCAAUCCACAAUGAAGAGCUUACUUACGACGAACUACUCCUGAUGAUGCAGAGAGUCUUUAGAGGAAGGCUUAAUAGUUCUGACGAUGUCACGAUUAAGUACAAAGAUGAAGAUGGUGACUUGGUGACAAUGUUUGACAGUUCAGACCUCGCAGUUGCCAAAUCGAUGAGUCGCAUAAUUAGAAUUACCUUAUUUGUGAAUGGAGUCCCAAGACCCCCAGAGAAUACGAUGAUUGAGGAGUUUAGAAGAGAACUGAGUCAUUUGAGGGACAGAGUGCUUUAUUUGUUAGACAGACUAGAGAUUGGAAGUCCUGGCUCUUCUGGUGGGAAAGCAGAAGAAGAAAAAGCACCAGAGAAAAUGAGAUCAGAUGACAUCCAGAGACAGAAGCAGCAGAAAUCUAAUGAAAGUCAGCCGUCUUCUACAUCAGUACCAACCUACCCUAGUGUAAACACAGCCCUUUUUGACCCCUUACAACCAAACAAUGACCAGCAGUCUAUCAGCAGUACAUCAGAUUUAGGAGCUAAACCUGAUGAUCAAGGAUAUCCAUCCCAACCAAAGCCGGCAACAUCUCAGCCACAACCCUCAACGGCCCAGCCAAUAUCUCAACAACAAAUGUCAGGCACCUACCCACGAAAACCCUCGGCAUCCUACUCUCAGCAGGACCAGCAAUCCUAUGCUUCAUCAAGCUCAGUAAUUGCUCAACCCCAAGGCUACGCCCAGCAGAACUAUUCCUCCAUGGCAACAGGCACAUACUCUCAAAAUCAACCAACAAGCAUAGGAUAUCAGAACUACCCUUCUAAUCAGCUCCAAACUAGCCAAGGGUACGUUCCUGGGGGACCACCACCUACUGAUGGCUAUACUAGGGCAUAUUCUCCUCAGCUACAACAGCAGCAGCAACAGCAGCAGCAGAUGCCGCAGCAACAACAACCACAGCAACAACAACCGCAGCAACAACAACCACAGCAACAACAACCACAGCAACAACAACCACAGCAACAGGGGUCAUACCAAGGGUACCAAACACAAAAGAUGAACUAUCCCCCACAAUCAACGUAUGAAUAUCCUGGCACUCAGUAUACCUACAAAUACUAAAAUUCAGAAAUAUAUAAGCUUAUAAACCUUUGAUUUGCUAGAGUGGCUACAAAUCAAUUGAUGGUAGUGAAGGUCUGACUUGGAAUAAUAUUGUUUUGCACUCAUUCAAGCAUUUUGGGGAAGUUCUAUUUGCAAAAGCAAAAAAGGAGUUACAUUUCUCAUAAUUUGUAUUUACCAAUCAAUAUUUCAAAUCUUUAAGGAAUAGACCCGUUUCGAAUUCCAAAUUACUGCUGUGUUUCUUGAUCAUAGACAUAGGGUUAGCCUCGAGUUUGUGCAGAAUAUUCACAUUUCAGUCAAGGUCUGUCGAGUUUCAAAGUGUUUGUAUUGUUGAAGUUGUGCAUUCUUUACUUUACCGUUGGUAUUUAUGAAUAUUUAGAUACUGAUACGAGGCUAACCCUUAGUAAACGAGUCUGCAAUUAAGGAACACAGCUGUAAUUUGGAAUUAGAAACUGGUCUAUUGACUUUCUUAUGGCAAUGCAUCAUGACUAGAAUUUCAGUAAACUGUGUAACAAACUAAUGUCCAAAUUAUUCUCUAUAAAUAAUAUGGCCAGAGGAAAAUAAUACUUCCUCAUUAUCAUUAUGCUAUUUUACUGCAAUUUUCAAAAACAUGCAAACUCUGUGUCUGCGAGCUGCACGCUGAAAUUUUGUUUUUCUCUUCCAUCAAUCAAACCUACCUGUCAAUACCUUUCAUAUUUUUUCUGGAGGCAGCGAAAAACUAAAUUUCAGCGUGGCUGCCGUCACAUGAUGGUGCAAAGCCUCUAUUCACUCAUAGACCAUUCAGGCUGCAGAUCUAAUUUAUUGUUAAUAAUUAUUAGUCUACUAGAGUGCAAACAAUACAACUGUGAAACUUUAGUAAUACUAAAUAGCAGAAUUUCAUGCAAAUUCCAUUGGUUUCUAUUGUUUAAUUAGCACUAUUUUGUACUAUUUAGUAAUUAGUGUUUCACGGAUAAAUUAUUUGCACUCUAUUACUUUUCAGUAUGAGAAUAUCAAUCUAAUCUUUUGUUUUCUGACCCAGACAGCUUGUCCGGCUUAACAGCACAUUUUAGGCAUCGUUAAAAAUGGUUCAAAUUUGUUGUUUUUGAUUAACAGAAUCCCAUAGUUGGAAAGGAUUUUGGGGUCACUCCUAUUGAAAAACGGGGGAUGAGAGGCUGAAAUUUGAUAAUUUUAUAGCUYACUAGGAAUAGUUAAACUUUAACUGUGAGAUAGAUAGAUACCUUACAUUAUGUAGAUUGACAUUCAAUGAGAGAAGUGUUAAUGAGCAAUUAUGAUAAUUAUUAUCUUUUGUACAAUUUAGACACUACUUUUGAAAAUUUGUGAGAGAUUAAAUGUUGUGUUUUGUUUUUAUUGAAACAGAACAAUAAACCACAUUGACGUACAUCUUUA
Messenger RNA from Actinia tenebrosa (Australian red waratah sea anemone), 2676 nucleotides. RefSeq lists its product as uncharacterized. Gene Ontology annotation, cellular component: endoplasmic reticulum exit site. Gene Ontology annotation, biological process: endoplasmic reticulum to Golgi vesicle-mediated transport; COPII vesicle coat assembly. Gene Ontology annotation, molecular function: identical protein binding. Lineage: Eukaryota; Metazoa; Cnidaria; Anthozoa; Actiniaria; Actiniidae. The record is from RefSeq and is a predicted model, not a curated record.